UAAUAGUUUGAAAAUUUCGGGGAAGUCGUAAAUAAUGCAAUUGUAGUAAUAUAUUUUGUUGUAAAUUCAACUCGAAAGAUCCAAAAAUGGAUAUCAUAUUGCCAUAUAAUACGCAGAACCGGGAGCACUUCUGUAAUUCUGCACUGAAAGUUGGAUUUCAUGAAUUUGUUGCGAUUAAAAUGCUGUACACUAUGAAAGACUCCGAUUUGGAUGUGUUCCAACUGAUGGGACGCGAACGGUUGGAGUUACUGUUUUAUGGUUGGGAGGUAUGUCAGCUGCAUUGGGAUGACCUGGAAAAUAAGAACGUUAUACCACCCUGUUUGAACACUGUCCUAAAGCAAAUUGUACAAUAUUCACUGGACAUGUGGUUUAGCAAGGAGUGGGAGGAGUGCAGACCCCACCACAAAGCUAUGCUCCUUGUUUGUAUUAAGCGUGCAAAAAAUGUGUUGCAAAAAUUACCUGGUAGCGAUAUCUUCAAUUGGGAGUACGCACUACAAUUGGGUGUCAAACCGUGGGAUAUACCAUAUUUAAAUCAGUUUAUGGUAUGUAAUAGAAAUUUGGCUGAAAGUUUGAAGCAGUCGAGUGAGCAUGUAGAGGCACCAGCUACAGUUGAAGAUAUCCAACAUCUUCAAAAGGAGGGUUUAGCUUUGCUAUUAUUGCGUCUCAUCAAACUCUUUGACGGCGGCAUUUUCGAAGGUGUUCGUAAAUUAUCGAUGCGCAUCAUUGCUGCCUGGAAUCAUGAGUAUGAACAGAGCAAGCUCGAGGCAAAACUUGCGCAUCCAGAAGUGAAAAGCCAACACAAAACGUGUUUAAUACUUAUAUGUCAUAUUUACUUAAUGGCCAUAUAUGAAAUGGAUGAUAUACGCGGUUUCGUUAUUGAUAAUGUGCUAAAUAACAUACGUUUUUACUAUCGAAAUAUGAUAGACUGUGCAAGCAUUAAAGAAAAUUCAGCGGAGCAAAUGGAAUACACGCCAGCCCGUUAUAUUGCCAUAACCUGUAUUAAUUUGCAAAUAAGUAGUAAUGAGUUCAUUGAUGCCUUCAUAUACGAUUCAUACGACGAAAAUUUCGUUAGCCUUUUUGGUGUUAUAUCACAAUCCUAUAUGAGCUAUUUGCUUGGUCAUCAAAUAAUGGAAAUGAAUAAAUUGAAUGAGGACGAUUUCAAUAAGUGCAUAGAAGAUUUUAAACGUGUCAUUCAUUUGUACAUAAUUGAAAGGGAACGAAGUGAAGAGUUUAUGAUGAACGAAUUGCACAAAAAAGAAAUGAAACGCCGUAGCCACAGCUUGUCGAUUACAAAAGAAAAUCUUACAUGUUUCUAUACUAAAAUGUGUAAAGGGAAUCGCUUGAGCAACAUUGGCAGUACGGAGCAUACAGAUGGUGUAAACAAACAACUUUUUGCAGCGGAUGAGGAAAACGAACGUCGCGUUGAUCCAGUUUUCCAAAAUUUGCCAAAUAACUCAGAUGUGCUGAAUUAUGUUUAUACUGUGUUGGUGAAGCGGACACACAGAGGCUGGUACUUCGCUAAGCUGAUAGUACUGCUAAAGAUUAUUGGUCUGCAAUUGAAUGCCAUUGAAACUUGGCGCUAUCAUCCAGGUUUAACACCUGAAUUCUUACUAAACCUCGAAGUAAAACUCUCCAAACACUUUGAAGAUUUGGCAUUAAUUUUCCAAGAACAUCUUUUUAUGGAACAAGAAUUUUGGUUGACUGGCUUUUAUUUAAAUCCCUGCAAAAAGUACUAUGAAACUGUAAUACGUAGUGGUAUGCGCGCGAAUCGUCUGAGUCACCGUUUUGAAACUGGUGAAAACUACGAUGAUGAGGAAAGAUACGAUAGUAGAAGAGAUCGGCGCGAAAAAGGUGACAAAGGAGAGAAAGUGAAUGCUAUUAAUGCUAAGUACGGAUUGCUUAGUUCAACUAUUGAUGUAAAGGAAAUUGUAAAAUUAGCAAACCACGAUGCACCCGAGGUUGAUUAUGGACAAUUGUGCAACGCUUUGCGGGCCUUCAAACUGCCCGAAAAUACGAUUAAAGAUCUUCUCACUGUUAUUUUUCUGCCACGAAAUAAAAGUUUUGCUUGGGCUCUUAAUUGGGUCGAAUUGCGCAAGCGUUGCAAAAGUCUGCUAAAAGAUGCCGAACAGAAACGCCACUUUAUAGAGCUGAAUAUGGCUGAGGCAAAUGAUCGUCUUAAAUUUUUGAAAAUUGAUUAUGAAAAGUACAAACAUCGGCCGCAGUUGGAUUAUGGUAGUAUCGAGCAGGGCUAUGAGAAUACAGGCAUGCCAAAUUUUAGCAAAGACAGUAGCGAUGAGAAUGAGGAUGAAGACUCGGAAGACUUUGAAGCCGAUUCCGAUUUGGAUGAGCCGGCUAAGCAUGAACCUAAGAAAACCGAUCACUCGCUACUAUUCGAUACGUAUUUCAUGAGUACACGCCGUACACGAGCACGUGCUGCCGCCAUGAUUGCGAAUGUCUUGGAAAAGGAUGAAAUUAUGUCAAACGAAGAAAAGGAGGAGGACAUAAAGAAAUCAGAUCAGCUAACCGAAGAAGUGAAGGAAUCAGUUUGUGAUACUAGUGAAGCUGGCACAGCCACAAUAAAUGAGACGAAACGUGAUUUUAACGAAAUUCUAAAUGAACGCAAAGUGUUCAGCAAUAGUACCAGCGGUUUCAAUCCAUUUCCAGAUAUUUGGAGUUUAAAUGGGCAAGAAUUGAAAACCAUAGAGAAUAAUGUACCUCAUUUGGAGACUAGCACCUUGUUCAAUAAGUCCGCCAAGUUAGAAGUAUUGAAAACGAAUAGCAUCAAACUACUUAACGAGCAGAGAUUAAAGUAUAAAAUGUUAGAAGAGAGGCGUCAACAAAUAAGGAACGCGGAAGCUAUUAUGCGAGCUGAGGAAGCUCAGAAGCUUGGAAAGAACAAAGAGACUGGCAAGGAAGGAAGUAUGCAGGAAACUUCAGCUUCCGCAGACACAAAUAAGGACAAAUCAGAGUCAAUUACCGAUUUGGAAAUGCAUGAAGAUGAAAGCGACGUCUCUACAACUGCGCGUCGCGACAGUGACGAAGUAAAUGACUUAAGUAAAGACGAACAAAUGGAACAAAGCGAGGAUGUACUCAUCGCUACAGACAAAGAGCGCCAAAGCCCUGAAAAGGCGAAAAAUCAUGCAGUCAACGAAUCGCACCCAACAGAACAAGAGGAUCUACUAAAACUUUGCAUGGCAAAGAAAUUGCGUGUUAGAUUGCGCAGAUUGACAGUCGCAGAUGUGCAAAAAUUACGACAGCCAAGUGUGCGUUUGCAGCGCAUGAAUUUGCAGGAGGUAGCUAAUCAGAUGGGGAAGCCGCGGCGUGCUGAAAGGAAAGUCUACAUUGAUUUGGAUGAAACAUCAAAGUCCAGCAAUAACUCAUUUUGUGGUGAACGCACCUUAACAGAUACGCUAAAACGACGCUUAUACUCCUCCGAGUCGUCUACAGAGUCGGACGAAUUCAACAAAAGACGGCGUGGGGGUCGGGCAAUUCGCGGCAGAGGUCUCUCGAGUGGACACGUACGAACUCAACGUGGUGGACAAUUGAAGAGCUUAAAGGUGACGCCACGCAGUGCAAGUGGCUUGAAAUUUCGGAUCUCAACCAGCGAAAUAUCAAGUAGUGGUGGCGCCAACGCAAUCACAAAUGCCAAUAUGGCUGGUGUAAAAGCCAAUAGCUUGCCCGUUAUUGAUUAUAUACAAAUCUCUUCCUCGUCAUCGUCAGACGAGUUGGAGCCUUACAGUCAAUUAGACGUGGUGCGAGAGGAAGAGAAAAUGGAUGUAGCAAUCGAUCCACUAUAUGAGGAGGAAAUACCUAUAUUUAGACUUUAGUUGAAAUGAGUGAAGACAUCAUGGUAGUGAAUAAAUAUUAUUUAUGGAAAUAAUAAAACGUUCACGUUGCGUCAUAAACACCAGCUUAACGUUUUGUGUUUAUGAAAAACUAUCAAGUGCUCCCUUUGGGGUGUUUAGAAAGUUCAGAAUACAAUUUAACAUUUGUUUGUUUACUUGCUCUUAUUCGCAUUCUCCUUAUAUAUUUUUGGGAAAAUGCCUCCGAAUGCUAAUAGUACAUAUUUACAAACGAUACAUAAAUACGUAGAAUUGGAUGCUUGUGCGAGAAGUAAAUAUUAUAUUUAUUGGCGACGUUGUGGUUUUACUUGAAUUAUAUUUGUUGUCAUAUGAGAGCGAACUGUCGAACCAUCAAAACUGUGGUAAAUUUUUGACAAAAGAGUAAAAGGUUUGAGAUAACAACACCAAAUAAGAGUGGACUUGUAUGUAAUACUCUGAGCUUAUAAGUAGUGGACCCGUAACGGGUAAUCUUCGUCUACUCGACGCACAUUGUUGCUCUUUUAAUUUCUCAUAUUGGACUCUCCUUUUUCUUUUUUUUUUAAGUUUUAUUGUUAUUAAAAGUAGUGUGGCGCAACGUGAACGAAAUAUAAGACGUAUGAUACAUUUUCUAAGUAUUUUUUUAACAUUUACUAUUAAGCUAAGCGAUUUUGGUUUGUAAAACUAAAGAUGAAAGUAUAUGGAAGAAAUGGAAUGCGUAUCAUGCAUAUACAUAUACUAUUUAUAAAAAUUUGAAUAAAAUAUAUUUGAAUUCUUUUCCAAUAAUACACAAUAGACAAAAACUCGUCUUUGCCCAAGCCAUUUCAUAUCUGACAAGCCGUUCGACGCGCGUUCGAACAAAAGCCU
Messenger RNA from Anastrepha obliqua, 4685 nucleotides. RefSeq lists its product as uncharacterized. Lineage: Eukaryota; Metazoa; Arthropoda; Insecta; Diptera; Tephritidae. The coding region runs from base 87 to 3827 and encodes 1246 amino acids. The record is from RefSeq and is a predicted model, not a curated record. The transcript has 10 exons.